Messenger RNA from Trypanosoma brucei brucei TREU927, 1350 nucleotides. RefSeq lists its product as hypothetical. The transcript has a single exon. Lineage: Eukaryota; Euglenozoa; Kinetoplastea; Trypanosomatida; Trypanosomatidae. Bases 1 to 1350 code for a protein of 449 amino acids. The record is from RefSeq and is a predicted model, not a curated record.
AUGCGGUUACUUCUCGUGUUCCUCCUCGUGUUUCGAGAAGAACAACGUGCCGCUCUUGCGACCAUCCGACAGUUUUCAAUUACUUCUCAUCGUUCUCACAGUGCUAUUUUUCUCUUUUCCUUUUCCAUUCUGCUUGCCAAUGAGUAUAUUGUAGACCGAGAGCACCAGUGGAGAGACCAAAGGGCAAGGCUUGUGCGACAGGAAGGAAGCAGUGGACUUCGGCGACAUCACAGCGAACUGCAAAUUAUGUACUCUCCAAGUGAAGAAGCAGGUGCUUCCCCCGGAAAUGGGCAGGACGAGAGGUUAACCUCACAACCUUUUGAAACUUCCAGGGUGCCUUCAAUGACUCCCCGGAGUCUUUGGGCGAAUAGCUCGAGAAGCGAUGCGAGUGCGAAGCAGUUGGGAAAAAGCGGACAGUCGCUACGCUAUCCUUCUCCACCACAUGUACCACCUGAUGGACAGUUGGGAGCGGAGGAAGAAGUGGAACAUGAGAAAUACGUCUUGCAACUGCUGCAGAGGGCGUCGCGGACCAUCAAGGAUGAGCGUGCUCACUCACUUUCGCUAAAGAAGGAGCUCGACGAACUAAAGCAGCUGGGUGUGACUCCUGGUGGAGUGGAGAAGCUGCAGAAGGAGAACAGAUCUCUCAAGGACAGACUGACUUUUCUUUGCGGGGGACUAAGUCAAGGAAACUUAUUCAGUGUACCGGGUCAGCAUUUAGAGGGUGGCAAGCAUUACCGAUGGAGAAGGGACCAACGACCGCUAAAACACACUCCUGUGAGUGCGCGCGUUGACAACACGACACCAGUCCGGACGUUGUUUGGUGUCUCGCCAAUGCGUCGCGAUUUUGCAAGAGGUGGGACAGAAUCCUGCAGUGGUACGUGGCGUUCUGCGAGUUCGUGUCACACAUCACGGCGGGUUUCGGCCCGUGGGCGGUGUGGACUGCGAAGGCGGCUCAGCGUGGGGAGUACUGGGGCAUUAACUGCUCUGUGGGCAGCCGCACCAUUGGAAACGAGGGCGGUGAAAUACACUGUGGGAAUGAUCGCACAUCUUCGUCGCGCCAUGGCACCAUUACCGGCGAAGGAACAGGUUGGAGAGGUAAUCCAUGCAAUGGUACAGGAAAUUCUCCGAGAGGCUCGACAGCGCGGCACAGGUCUUAAGAUGAAGCGACAAAAGCCAUGUGUCUAUGAGUGUACAUACUCACCAAAACGAGAAAGGAAAAUAGGAUGUACUGUCACGCGAGUGGUUCAUCUAUCCAUAGACAGCGGCCGACUAACCGUAAAGGUUGGUGGAGGUCACGUGAAUUUCUUAGAUUUCCUGGAGCGGUAUUGCAACUGCCGUUUCGCACGAUAG